CGAAAUCCGAAACUUCGCCUCGAAGAAACCUGUUUUAUCUUCAACAGCAGCACCGUUUCUUCUUCCUCUGCAGUCAAUCAGACCUUUACGAGAAAAAGGCUGAAUAUAUAUCAAAAACAGAAAGCAGAAAAGCAACAGAAUGGCUUCAAUCAGCUUGUUUUCAGCUCGCGCAGGCUUGAAAUCUGCAAGCCGACACCUCGGACUGUGUCUCAGCUCCGAACUCGCACCACGGCCGGCUGUAGCUCUGUUUCGCCAGCAAAGCGACAGACAAACCAACUCGAUCCGACAAUUUUCAAACACGAGCGGAAGGCUGAGUGGGCAUAGUAGAUGGUCGACGAUUAAGCAUGGCAAGGCUGCGCACGAUUCGGCGAGGGCGGCGAUAGCGACGAAGCAUAGUCGACUUAUCAUCUCUGCUGCUAAGAUUGGAGGCCCGGAUCCUGAGAACAACCCGCGCCUGUGGAACGCCAUCGAGAACGCGAAGCGCAACCAAGUUCCGAAGAAGACAAUUGAAAGCGCCCUGCGACGCGCAGCCGGCAUCAGCGAUAAAGACGGAAAACAGCUCGAGAGUGUAACAUACGAGGCUUCCGGGCCUGGAGGAUGUGCUAUAAUUAUAGAAGCAUUGACGGAUAACAAGAGCCGGACUGUAGGCUUUGUACGCAACGCGUUGACGAAAUCCGGCUGCAGUCUCGGCCCGAGUCUGUUCUACUUUGACCGCAAGGGCCUCAUCCGCAUCGUCAGACGCACGGGCGACAACGCGAGCGAAAUCGACUUUGACGAGAUCUUCGAGCACGCGCUCGAAGCUGGCGCAGAGGAUAUCAAGCUCGUCGAGGAUUACUUUGAAGAAGACGAUCCGGACCAUGGCAAGCCUGUGUACGAGAUCGUGGUCGAGCAGGCUGAGACGGCGAAGGUCGCGCAGGAAAUGAAGGAUUCGUAUGGUUAUGAGAUUAAGGAGAUGGGGAUCGAGUAUAUCCCUAAGGAGGACAGUGAGAUCGAAUUGGAUGAGGGGCAGGAAUUGCUUAUGCAGAAACUGAUGGGUCUGCUGGAUGAGGUUGAUGAAGUUCAGGAAAUCUACACUAACGCUAAAUAAGACUUUUGCUUUCUAUUGGUGAACUUGGACUAUGAAUAAAAUAGAACUGGUA
Messenger RNA from Myxozyma melibiosi, 1139 nucleotides. RefSeq names its product transcriptional regulator TACO1-like protein. Gene Ontology annotation, cellular component: mitochondrion. The transcript has 3 exons. The record is from RefSeq and is a predicted model, not a curated record. Bases 140 to 1087 code for a protein of 315 amino acids. Lineage: Eukaryota; Fungi; Ascomycota; Lipomycetes; Lipomycetales; Lipomycetaceae.